This is a messenger RNA of Megalops cyprinoides (Indo-Pacific tarpon), 3399 nucleotides long. It is a transcript of the gene baiap3, whose product is annotated as BAI1 associated protein 3. The record is from RefSeq and is a predicted model, not a curated record. The annotation marks the transcript as partial. NCBI's taxonomy places the organism in Eukaryota, Metazoa, Chordata, Actinopteri, Elopiformes, Megalopidae. The transcript has 33 exons.
GGCGCAACCUUUGGGACCGCUGAAGGAAAUGGCGAGUUCUUCAAGCGCAUGGAGAACAUUCUUCAGAAGCAGGAGAACAUGCAGCGGGCCGCCCAGACCGAGUGCAAGGCUAAGGGCAGCACCCCCCUGCCUCCAGAGAGUGCUGAUCGGGCUUACAUUCCAGAGAAAGUGACCAGGAGAGAGCUGGACCUACUGUAUGAAGAAGCAGUCUAUACAGUGGUGAAUCGGGUGGGAGUGCCUUCUUCAGAAUAUGUAACCAAUGAAGGAGAGCUCUUCAGCUAUCUACAGAAGGUGUUUGAUAUGGGUCCCGAAGAACAUGACAUCAUUCUACAAAGAGUCCAAGAAUCUAAGAGAGCGAGUUUCUCACUGAGGGUCUCUGUUAUGAAAGGAAAAAAUCUUAUGGCUAAAGAUGCUAACGGGUACAGUGAUCCCUAUUGCAUGCUGGGGAUUCUCUUGGGACAAAGCCCCAGGGAGCCGGAGGAGAAGAAGGAGAGGAAGUUCAGUUUCCGUAAAAAGAAAGACAAGCUGGAGAAGCGCCCUAGUGUCAAGGAGGUGUUGGCUGCCAAGACCAUCCAUGUCACAGAAGUCAAACCGGAGACCCUCAACCCAGUGUGGAAUGAGCAUUUUGUUUUUGAGAUUGAUGAUGUCUCCAGUGAUCUGCUACACCUAGACAUAUGGGAUCACGAUGACGACGUCUCCGUUGCAGAGGCCUGCAAGAAGCUGAACGAAGUCAGUGGAUUCAGGGGAAUGGGCAGGUAUUUCAAGCAAAUCGCCAAGUCAGUGCGAGCCAAUGGGACUGCAGCAGAGGAGAGUGCGGAUGACUUUCUGGGCUGCCUCAACAUCCCCAUCAGUGAGAUCCCGGUGGCCGGAUAUGACAAGUGGUUCAAGCUGGAGCCUCGGUCCAGCGCCUCUAAAGUCCAGGGGGAGUGUCACCUGAUCUUGAGGCUGUUCACCACCCAGAGGGAAACGACCCUGAGUAAGAGGGAAUCCCACCUGGCCAUUCAUGAGAAGAUCCUGAGUCAGAUCCUGGAGUACGAGCACAGUCACAUCCAGACAGAGCCAUACAACUGGGAUGGGCGAGUAUGCCAGGCGGCGUGGACGGUGCUGUCCCAUCAUGCUGUGCAGACUGACCUGUCACCUCUCCAGCAAGCCAUCAUACGAUGGCGGUGCUACAGCAGCCACCACCGAUCCCAGAGGAUGUGUUACUCCUUCCUGCUGGGGCUCGUGAAGACCAUUGAGGAGGAGUGGGAUUCUGACGCCAUACGUGGGGAGCUGGAGGAGAGGCUGGCGGAGAGUUUCAGGCUCCACACUGAGUACUGUCUGUCCCUGCUGAGGAGUGUGAGGAAGGUGUUCCCCGGCUCCAUCCCCACCGCCGUCACUCGCUGUGAGCUCAUGCUAAAGGGCCUGGGACACAUUCACUCCAUACAGGUCUUUAAAACAGUGUGUCCUCUCCGCAAUGAGAUACAUCUGGAAAUCGCCUCUGUGAUAAAGAAGGGCACAGUGGAGUGGUAUGGGGCGACAGUCUCUCACUUCAAACCAGACGAAGGGACACUGGAGGAGCAGCUGAGACGUCUGGUGCUGGUGGUGGACACGGUGUGCACCGACGUGCACAGAGCACAGAAUGUCUACAAUAAACUCUUCUGCAGUUCUUUGAAAGUGGAUUUCUUCAGUAUCUCCUAUCGGCAGUUGGAAAAACUGGUGGCAGAUGAUGUGAGUGUUACCAUGGAGAAAGUGUGUGGGACUCUGGAACAGGAGGGCUCCCGGCUGACCCAUACCAUGGGGGAGACGCUGUUUGAGCUCUACAUUUCCCUGAAGACGCUCAAGCACUUCAGGGAGUUCUUGCCCCUCAAGGAUGCCAAGAUGUUGGCCUUGAUGGGCUUUCAUAACUGGUUCAAGACCUCUAUUCACAAGUGGUUGCAGAUAGUUCACCAGAAGUCAUGUGACCGGAUCCGUCGGGCCGUGGAGGUGGAUCAGCUGGGGCCGGUGCACAGCCUGGCCAAGCACAGCAGCUCGGCUGUGGAAGUCACCUCCUGCUUCAGCCAGGUGCGGGAGUUCUGGGUGCAGCUGGCCUGGCCUGACUCCGCGGGGGCCUUCAUCUUCGUGACCCGCCUGACGGACGAUUUCUGCAGUGCUGCUGUGUGUUACUGUGAGCUCAUCAAGAGGAAAAUUGAAAGGACUCAACUGGGACACGACCCCAAGACCCUCACUGUCCAGCUGUGCAUUGCUCUGAACAACAUUGAGCAUGUGCGCACCUUCCUGGGGAACCUUCCCCGGGACCUGGACUGGCGGGGGCUGGAGCAGGCCAUGGAGGAGUCCUGCGGGGCGGAGGGCAAGGAGCAGGUCAACAAGGCCCUCAACGCCCAGCUGUACAACGUGGACAUGGACCUGCAGAGAGAGGCCAAGCGCAUGAUCACGCACCUCACCGACAAGAUGCUUAUUGAUUUGAGGAAGUACAUCCAACACAUCAGCCUCUCCCCAGACUCCAUCAACAAUGACGAUGCUGUUUCCCCUCUGAUGAAGUACUUGGAUGACACUUUAGUCAUCCUCAGCCAAUCUUUAGUAAAGGAGAAUCUGGCCAGGGUGCUGCACAACCUGUGGCAGCUGCUUCUCAGAAUGAUCUUUGACACAGUGACUGAGAACAGAGGUGUGCAGAUGGAGUUCUAUGGAAGGUUCCACUACACUAUGGAGGCCUUAGUGGAGUUCUUCCACGCUGAGGGAGAGGGGCUUGCCUUGGAGGAUCUCAGGAGUGCAGAUUACAAGGCCCUGGAGGAGGAGCUUCGUCUGAACAAAUGCUCAUCUAAUGAGCUGAUCGAGCAGUACUUCCUGGAGAAGAUCGCACAGCAGAGGAUCCUUAAGCACAGCCGCUUUGGUCGGAUCAGUGUGAAAUGUUACUACGAGGCCCACGAGCAGCGGCUGACUGUGGAGAUCCUGCAUGCGGCUGACCUCAUUGCUCUGGACGCCAAUGGGCUCAGUGACCCCUUCGUCAUUGUGGAGCUCUGUCCGCACCACCUCUUCCCCAUGACCAAGAGCCAGCGCACCCAAGUUAAGCCCAAGACUCUGCAUCCUGUCUUCGAUGAGCUCUUCUACUUCCAUGUCAGCCCGGAGCAGUACAGGAACAGGUUUGCCUGUGUGACAUUCACUGUGAUGGACUACGAUUGGCUGUCCACCAAUGACUUCGCCGGGGACGCUGUCGCCCCGCUGAGUGACUUCUGCUGGCCAGGCAGACCCAGUGCCUCGGCGGGAGGCAAGAAUCUUCCCCCAGUCAUCCUCCACCUGUCCCGACAAAAGCCCAGCGAGAAGCCCAUUGUGAAGAUGCUGGAAGCAAGAACUGCAGACAGAGAGGCACAGGAGUUAGUGAGAAAACUGAAAGAAAUUGAGAAGUCGAUGGAAGAGGAAUAA